Molecule: messenger RNA, 1767 nt
Organism: Arthroderma uncinatum
Lineage: Eukaryota; Fungi; Ascomycota; Eurotiomycetes; Onygenales; Arthrodermataceae
Exons: 4
Coding region: 1-1767 (588 amino acids)
Source: RefSeq, a predicted model, not a curated record
AUGCAGCUCAAGAACCUCUUCCGCCGCAACUAUACGGACUCCAACUUCCGGAGGCCACUUCCCUUCGUCGCCAGCCCGGUUCUCACUGAGCAGGAGCUGCGAGAUGAGAAGAAACACCAUGGAGACCACAACCACCACGGGUCUUCCGCCCCGGAGGAGCAGUCGUUUCCCACCGACUGCCCCAUCCUCAAGAAGAACCAUGAAGCUACCACAAUGGAGCUGUUCUAUGAUCUGUUCUUCGUAGCCACCCUCGCCAUCUUCCAUGCUACGCACGAGAUCAACACUUCUGAUAGCGUCAAGUCAUAUAUCGCCUUCAUAACCAUCCUAUGGUUCUGCUGGUUGCAAGCUGCCCUCUUUGAUAUCAGAUUCUACACAGACUCGAUAGUGGCACGAACCGCCAAGGGCCUCCAUCUUGGUAUCAUGACUGGACUUGCUGUCUUGUCUGUCAACUUCAGUGUUACAGAUAUCGUCGACCACCCUGGCCGAUUUGCUAGUAUGUGCUAUGUCCUCAUGGCAUCGCGAUUGAUCCUAGUAGGGCAGUAUUCGAUCGUGGCUUGGUUUCUCAGGCACCACAAGGAUACCUUCACCGCCAAGGUCCUUACUAUUGGUACCCUGUUUGUCGCCGCGAUGGUGUUCCUUGGUCUCGGUGUGAGCGCUCGUACCCUUCACUCGCCGAGGGCACACAUUGCAUGGUAUAUCGUGAUCGCGGUUGAGGCCGUGUUCAUGGUUACUAUUUCCAGUUUCUGGAAGGUCCUGUCGUUUAAAGGAACCCCGAUUGUUGAGAGGUUUGGAUGUCUUACCUUGAUCGUCCUCGGGGAGGGAAUCGUCGGAAUGACCAAGGCUAUCAAAAGCAUUGCCCUAGGCACAUCAAACGUAUCAGGAACGUCCGUUGGCCUGAUAAUCUGCCAUGUGUUGAUCAUUUACCUGGUCUAUAUGCUCUACUUCGACCAAGUCGACGCGAAACGUUUCGGAUCCAUCCGCCAACAGAUAUGGGCUGUCCUCCAUUACCCACUGCACAUUGCCAUCCUUAUUACCAGCGAAGGAAGCCGUUCCUUUGUCCUAUACGACGUUGCUAGAAGUCUUUAUCAAGACUCUCUUGUUGGGCCCCUAAACAAGAUAGACCAGGUUCAAACAACGGCUGAUCUGAUUGAAGGUCUCAAAGAGAUUGUUGCCGGGAUCUCAAGCCGACUUAAGUCAAGCGAUGGAAUGCCAGAUCUUACUCCCAUCUACGAUAAGAUAUCGGCGAUUACAAAUAUCAGUGAGUCUGCAGAGGAAAUAGCCGAGCUUGGACGAGAGUUUUUGGCAGAAGUAUUCGUCUGGAUUAUGAAAACUUUCGGCAUCGAGGUUUCGGCCAAAGGGGCAGCAAAAGGUAGUGGCGCCGCCCUACACGAGCUCAGAGAGAUUUCUUCAGCCGCAACUGUUGUUUUUCGAUUCUUCUUUAUUGCGGCCGGGAUAACCCUCGUUAUUCUCGCAAUGAUGCACUGGUUCUCCAAGGCCCAUAAGAGCCGUGCAGAGAUGCUGAGCAUUGCCAGUACCACUGUAAUCGGCGUACUCCUCUCCCUGGUGGCCAUCAUGUCAAACUAUGACGACAAUUCGGACGCCGCCCAGGAGUCCGCUCUGGGUAAAUAUAUCGAUAGUGCUUGGGUAACGCCUACCGUUGUACUCACAUAUCUUUUUGUCAUUGCAAUCGACAAUGCGAUUAUCUGGGUCUCCUAUUUCCGCAGACGCGGAAGCGAAGCACACGUGGAAUACGCGCCAGUGGCUUGA